This is a messenger RNA of Pocillopora verrucosa, 2122 nucleotides long. Its product is annotated as major facilitator superfamily domain-containing protein 1. Gene Ontology annotation, biological process: transmembrane transport. Gene Ontology annotation, molecular function: transmembrane transporter activity. Lineage: Eukaryota; Metazoa; Cnidaria; Anthozoa; Scleractinia; Pocilloporidae. The record is from RefSeq and is a predicted model, not a curated record.
UGAAAGUAGAAAAACAUGGCGGACCAUAGAGAUCUUGAUCCUAUAUUUCCUGGACGAAAUGAGGGAUGUUUCCAUGCAAGCAAAGGUCCGUUUCGUUUCGUGCUACUAAUUUUCACGUGUAUGCUGACGUUCGGAUCGUAUUUUUGCUUUGAUAUGCCGAGUGUUUUGCAAAACACCUUCACAGCGCCUUCACAUCCUAACAGCACAGGAAACUGUACAACAGUGGACGGAAAGCCAAUAGACAAGAUUCAUAGUAAUGGAACUCAUUGUACUAGUGGCCUGGAGUUGACUGAAACACAAUUUAAUUUGCUGUAUGCUAUAUAUGCUUGGACGAAUGCAAUAGUUGUUGUACUAGCUGGGUUUUUAAUUGACAAGUUGGGAAAUCCAAUUGGUGCCCUGUUGUUUUCAUCCAUGUGCCUGGCUGGUACUUCUGUGUUUGCUAUAGGACUGUACUUCGAAGGAGGGUCGGCCAUGUUUCCCAUUUUCUUAUUGGGUAGAAUACUGUUUGGGUCUGGAAAUGGCUCAUUAACAAUUGUGCAAAACAGAAUAUCUGCAAUGUGGUUCAAAGGAAAAGAACUUGCUUUUGCAUUUGGUUGUAUUCUGGCAUUUUCAAGACUUGGCAGUGUGUUAAACUUUCUUCUAACAGAAAGAUUUAAUGAAAAGUAUGGUCUUCAGUGGACUUUAUGGGGAGGAGCCAUCCUAUGUGGAGUGGGUGUUGUCUGUGCUGUUGUAGCAUCAUUAAUGGACAUUAUUGGGCUGAAGCAACUCAACAAGCAAGUAGAGAUGGAAAUUGAGUCAAAGAGAAUGAGACUCACAGACAUCAAGUACUUUUCAUCAUCUUUCUGGCUUCUGGCAUUCUGUCUAAUGUUUUUCUACAUUGGUGUAUUUCCCUUCAUUGCAAAUGCCAGUAAAUUCAUUUAUGUGAACUACAAUGAAACUUUCCGCUUUACCAAGCAAGAGUCUUCUUACAUUGCGGGCAGUGUGUAUAUGGUGUCCAUGAUAUUUGGACCUCUGAUGGGACUAUUCGUGGAUAAGUUUGGGCGUAGAGGGAUUCUUAUAUUCCUUUGUUCAGCUUUAACAAUACCAGUUUAUGGAUUUUUGGCAUUUGCACCAAAUGUUCAUCCCCUUGUACCCACCAUUUGGCUUGGCUUCACCUACUCAAUGGCUGCAGCAUCUCUUUGGCCAUCAUUCCCUCUUGUUGUGGAACAGGCAACUGUUGGUACUGCUCUAGGAUUAACAACUUCAAUUCAGAUGAUUGGUAUGGGAAUAGCUAACAUCAUUGUUGGAAAAAUGCUUGAUAUUAUAACGUCUCAAUACAAAUGGAAGUAUGUUAUGAUUUUCUUGCUGGCCAAUACCUUGGCUUGUGUGACAUUUGCCAUUUUGGUGAAUAUUGAUGAUAGAAGAAAGGGAGGUGUAUUAAAUCACUCACCAAGAAAAAGAGAUGAUUUAUUAAUAGAAGGACCUGGCAACAAUUAUGGAUCAAUUUCAACAUCAGGAUACACUAAAAAAGAUGCACUUCUUUAUGACUCCUCAACAUCCAUCAAUUAGAUCCAAGCAAACUUUCAUAAUUAUCAAUCAAUGUGUCUUUUUGUUUUACCCUUUUUUCCUUAAAUCAGUUUUCACCAUUUUCCAGAAAGUUCACAUAAUCAAGACUCCUGUGUAAUUUUGUUUCCAGUAUUAUAUCUCCAGAUUUUGCAUGGUUUUAUAAAUUGACAGAAUAAAUACCUCUUACUAACCGAGUUCAAGGUCUGUACUGUUUGUUAUAGACCAAAUUUUUCUCCACUCAGAUUUAUGGCCCUAUUGAAGGCCAUAAAUCCAAGUGGGAACAAUCAAUGUUCUAAAACUUGCAAAACAGACUGAAAAAACAAGGCUAGUAUAAUAUUUUUGAUAUCUCUGGGUUCAAAUAUAGAAGGAAGAUUUCACUUCAAACAAACUUUAGAUUUAGGGAAGCAUACUGUGAAACAAGGCCUGCCAAAUUGACCAAUCAUAACAUAGGUAAUAACUCUAUACAAGAUUUAAUAAUUUAUAAAAAGGCUGAAAAAAUCAUUAAUUCUAAUAUUGAUUUAUUACAGUUUUUUAUUAUAAAUAAAGUAGAAUUUAAAAUUGAGAAGAACAAGAAUAA